CAUUAUGGACGGCCGUGAUCGCCCCCAGCCUCAUUGUUGCUCGCAUCAGCAAAAAUUUUGAUAACCCAAUCCCUUCCUCUUCCCCCGUGAGGUGCGGGCGCGAGCGAUGCGGAGCAGCAGCCAUGGAGGUCGUCAGCCUCAAACCCUUCUUUAGGGUUCCUCCCUCUUCUCAUAUCCAUCAAAACCCUACCCGUUCCCGUUCCACGCUCCUCUCCCAUCAUUCCCGAUCCAAACCCUCGCCCGUCUCCAUCUCCAUCGAUUCCCCGGCCAGGAGGUCACCCCCCACCGUCGCCGCCCGAUCUGUCUCCAGCUCCCCUCGCUUCAACCCGUUCUGCCUCCUCCUCCCCAUCCUCCACUCCUUCGGUGGGUUCGUCCUCUCCCGGCUGCCAAAGGUGCGAUCUUGGCUGCACGGCGGCCUCGAUGGUCGCGACGGGGAGGACGGCUACCUUUGCUGCGGCAGCAUCGGGACGCUGCUGAUGAGCACCACCGCAGCGGUGUCCAAGGCCCGGGUCAGCCCCUUCCUGUGGACGCUGGCCGGGAACCCGACCUUCGUGUCGGGGCUCGUGGCCUGGUCCCUGGCGCAGACCAUAAAGAUGUUCCUCAACUUCUUUGUGGAGCGGAGGUGGGACCUCGGGAUGCUGUUCAGCUGCGGGGGAAUGCCGUCGUCCCACUCGGCGCUUUGCACCGCGCUCACGGCUUCGGUGGCGUUAUGCCAUGGAGUGAGCGACUCGCUGUUCCCCGUGUGCCUUGGCUUCAGCCUCAUCGUCAUGUAUGAUGCGAUUGGCGUCAGACGGCAUGCCGGCAUGCAGGCUGAGGUACUUAAUAAGAUCAUCGAGGACUUGUUUCAAGGGCAUCCCAUCAGUGAAAGAAAGCUAAAGGAGCUCCUGGGUCACACGCCAUCGCAAGUAUUUGCCGGGGCUGUUCUCGGCAUCUUGGUUGCUUGCAUCUGCUGUCAAGGUUCUGUUGCCCCAAUUUAGAUGCUCCAUCAGGUGACAUUGUCAAGUAACAAGAAUUCAAGUGUAUCAACAAACUAUAUUAUUUAUGUGGCACUCGAAGCAUGGCUUGUUCACUUCAGGUAAUUUGGGUGAGUGGCAAAGAUAUGCAAAGGGUUAGUGGACUCUGCUUUUAUCGCCGCAUUUAUCUGCAUAGAUGUUCUUCUCAAUUAUAUUUUUCUAUCAUUGCUUUAAAUACAUUGAAUUUGUAGUUUAUGUGGCAUACACACUUGUGUUCCAGAGAUGAUGUCGGCUGUUUACAUGCAUGGCUAUGUUAUCUCUGUUCUUGCUUUUAAA
Messenger RNA from Musa acuminata AAA Group (dessert banana), 1289 nucleotides. RefSeq lists its product as uncharacterized. Bases 123 to 977 code for a protein of 284 amino acids. The record is from RefSeq and is a predicted model, not a curated record. NCBI's taxonomy places the organism in Eukaryota, Viridiplantae, Streptophyta, Magnoliopsida, Zingiberales, Musaceae. The transcript is spliced from 3 exons.